UGUGUGUGUGUGUGUGUGUGUGAAUAGCCUGCAUAGUGUCCUGCAGCUCGCGGCUCGCACAUCACAUGGUCCCGCAGACGGACGUCAAAGCUGGCCGGAGUUGAGGUCACCUGGCCCUGAUAAAAGAGUGAAACGAGCUGACCUCCCGUUAUUUCCACACACCCGCAUCUUUGAAAGAGGCUUCAUGGAUCAGAACUGGUCGAGAGGGACGGGAAAGAAAUGGUCCGGCCCGGUGGAGGUGCAGAUGUGCCAGUCCAUCCUGCCCUGCCACGCGAACCACCGGGGAGAGCUGGGAGCAGGACAGCUGCUGAAGUGGAUGGACACCACCGCCUGCCUCGCAGCGGAAAGGCAUGCAGGAAUGGCGUGUGUAACAGCUUCCAUGGAUGAUAUCCAGUUUGAAGAGACUGUAAGGGUUGGGCAGGUUAUCAAUAUCAAAGCCAGGGUGAACAGGGCUUUCAACACAAGUAUGGAGGUAGGCAUCUAUGUAACAGUACAGGAGGUGCUCAGCGGGGUGACAAAGAGGGUUUGUGUGGCCUUCUCCACGUUCGUUGCCAAACCAACAGGAAUACACAAGGUGUCUCUGAAACCCUUGGACAUUCAGGGCUCUGUAGAGGAAAUGCUUGAAUAUUCACUAGCUUCAGAGAGACGACGACUCCGUCUCUACAACGAAGAGGCCUUCAACAACCUAAUGAAGGACUAUUACAACCUUCAAGACAAGGGACUGUGUAGCAGGAAGCCCGUCACGGCCGUGGUGUCGACCGAGCUCACGCGGGUCGAGAGCAUCGAGCUGGUGCUGCCGCCGCAUGCCAAUCACCAUGGAAACACGUUUGGAGGACAGAUCAUGGCCUGGAUGGAGAACGUGGCUACAGUAGCAGCCAGUCGUUUGUGUGGCUACUAUCCUUCUCUCGGAGCUGUGGACAUGUUCAGAUUCCGAGGUCCGUCCAGCAUCGGUGACAGACUGGUGUUUAAAGCGAUGGUCAAUAAUGUCUUUCAGACCAGCGUGGAGGUUGGUGUUCGGGUGGAGGCAUAUAACUGUGAGGAGUGGAAUGAGGGGACACCAAGACACAUCAACAGUGCCUCCAUGAUUUAUUACGUCCCAGGACUUGACGGACGGAGAAAGGCGGUUUAUUGGUGCUAUUGUCAGGAAGAGAAUUCGCAUGGCCAGGUAAUUUCUCUACAGACAAGUGAAAACUCCAUCGUUUACAUUCCUCGGUGUUUAAAAACAUGCCAAAUUUUAAAUUGUAGGAAACAUAUUCUGUACUCGAGAGAUGAGGGACCGAUUUCCGUGCCUUGGGAUAAAAGUAAUCAGGUGUAUUUGGGGUAUAACAAUGUGGCAGCUCUCACUGUCUUGGCUGGAGAGAGAGGAUGGGAAGCCAGUAACAUCAACGAUAAGAUAGGGCUCUAUGUGCACGAGGAGGCAAAUAAGCUGUGCUUAAAAGUUGAGAUGAAGAUCAAAACCACAGCUUUUCACGCUUUCUCGCUGCUUGCUGAUCUGCGGUUACGGCCACAGUGGGACAAAAACUAUUUGAGCUGUGAAGAGGUCGAGAAAGCAGACGAGGAGGAAACCAUUUAUCGCAUCGAAUGCACCACAGUCAAAGGAAGCAAAAGUCGGGAUUUCGUGGUUCUGUUGUCUAAAAGGCAACCCUGCAAAGAUGGAGAUCCGUAUGUCGUAGCGAUCCGGUCCGUCACCGUGGCAACAGUUCCACCAGAUGACAACUCUAUUCGAAGUGAAGUUAAAUGUGCAGGAUUCCUCGUUCACGAAGUAGGCUAUUCAGCCUGCAAGGUGUCGUACUAUAACCAGGUGACCUCUGGAGUGCUGCCCUAUGUGGAGGGAAACUUAGCCGGCUGGUCCAAGUCUAUGGAAGAGACAGCAAUGUCCUGCAUUUCAUUUCUGGAGAAUGAUUUGUUGACCACAGAGUUCUGAUGCGUCUAAAAACAGAAAAAGAAAGGCUAUGACAACAACUGCCAUCAUAAAAAGUGCAAUUAUAGCAUUGCGUGUUUUUCCGAAGGCCUGUUUACACAAAAAAUGCUAGAUAAUAUCUAUAUUAGGUGUUAUAUUUAAGUUUUACUGUGUUUCUGUCUUUGGUGUCAGUGGGUCUGAAGGCUACAAAUCCAACCAUAAGUAUCUUUGGCGCAAUAUACAUCUGAUUAAACCUGCAUUUUCAUAGUUUCACGGUUUAUACGCUGGACAAAGAUGCAAAGAGUAAAACAGAAAUAAAUAUGGACAUGUAUGUAUGUAAAAUAUGUAGACAGCACAAUUAUUUCAACCAAAAUGUUCAUAAUAAUGUCUGUUAUGAUUAAAUAAUGCUGAAAUUUUUAACAGAUGAUAUAUUGUAUAUUAGCAGGCUAUUGGCUGCGAUGUUGUUUAAUUUGUUUGUUAAUUAAAAUAUGUUUAUUAAUUACCUACUUUUAAUAAAGAGCAGAUCAGGCAGGUGGCGGGAGCAAGCAAUGAGCAAAAGCUGUGCGUAUCAGGAUUUUUUUGGUUUCAAAACGAUUUAAAUACUUUAGCAUUAGUGAAAUUAUUUGCACACAAAAAAGAUUUGCAAUUCCAUUUGAAAAUAGUACAGAAAAUCCUUCCAUGUACAAAUGUGUCUUGUAAAUAAAUGCUGCUUUUCAUUUAAAUAAAAACAAUAAAAGUC
Molecule: messenger RNA, 2639 nt
Organism: Puntigrus tetrazona (Sumatra barb)
Lineage: Eukaryota; Metazoa; Chordata; Actinopteri; Cypriniformes; Cyprinidae
Product: acetyl-coenzyme A thioesterase
Exons: 14
Coding region: 185-1924 (579 amino acids)
Cellular component (GO): extracellular exosome
Molecular function (GO): acetyl-CoA hydrolase activity; lipid binding
Source: RefSeq, a predicted model, not a curated record